Taeniopygia guttata (zebra finch) is the source of this 5275-nucleotide messenger RNA. It is a transcript of the gene STN1, whose product is annotated as STN1 subunit of CST complex. Gene Ontology annotation, molecular function: single-stranded telomeric DNA binding. The record is from RefSeq and is a predicted model, not a curated record. Gene Ontology annotation, biological process: telomere capping. Gene Ontology annotation, cellular component: CST complex. Lineage: Eukaryota; Metazoa; Chordata; Aves; Passeriformes; Estrildidae.
CAACGGCUCGGGCCCGGCACCGGCCAGGGGAAGAGGCGGGGCUUGCCCUGCCCACGUGACGCGGCCGGGGCGGCCUCAGCCAAUAGGAGCGCGCGGAGGCUCCGGGCGGGUUUUGGAUGCAGUCUGUGUCUGAGAAGUAUGAAGAAGAGAUGCCUUCUCUGCACUGGGGCAUAGAUCCUGUAUUUUCUGCAUUUGCAAGACUCUAUAUUAAAGAUAUUACAGAAAUGAGAGAAUCUAUACAGGUGCCAGGUGUAUUCUUUUAUAAUGGACAUCCAAUAAGACAGGUGGAUGUUGUUGGGAUAGUGGUUCAAACAAAGGAGCGAGAUGCCUUUUAUAAUUAUGGAGUGGAUGAUAGUACUGGAGUUAUAAAUUGUGUCUGCUGGAAAAAUCCCAUGGUAGCAGAAACACCUUUAUCAGGUCAUCCAAGCACACCCAGCAGUCUCAGUGUGUUUGAACAGCUGAAGAAACUCCAAGAAACAGUAAGCCAGAGAACCAAGGUGGAGAUUGGAGAUGUUGUCAGGGUCAGAGGUCACAUCCGAACCUAUAGGCAAAAAAGAGAAAUUCAGGCUUCAUGUUUUUAUAAAGUGGAUGAUCCUGUGUGUGAUGUCCAGAUUUCAAGAAUGCUGGAGCUCCCCUGUCUCUAUAGAGAAGUUUAUGAUAAACCUUUCAAGGUCCCUGAGGAAAUACAGAGUGGCUUGGAGGGUCAGAAUUUCUCAAUUCAUAUGCUGCAGGAGAAAGUGCAAGGCUUUCUAUUAGAAAACAAAAUUCAGACCUUUUACCAGCAGGAGUUGGAGACAGUUGAUUCUCUGGUGUCUCUGAUGGGUGUGCAUCUACCCAGCCCCACCUGUGAGGAGGUGAAGUCAGAAAGUAACUCCAGUUCUAAAAGGAUUCACACUGUUUUUAAGGAAGCAAUAAAGAUGCUACAAGAAAAAGGAGUGGUUUUCCAGAAACCUGGCAGCUCCAAGGACUUAUACUAUGUGACUGAGCAUGAUAAGGAGCUGUUUAAAGUGACCCUUGAUGUGAUUAAAGAAGACUGUCGAAAACCCAGGCAUGCUGAAAAAGGCUGCCAUUUCCUUCAUGUCCUGAGUUGUGUUCGGCAGAGCUACAGCCCCUCACUGCCUGAAGUGGUGAUGCACCGUGUCUUGGAACUACUGGAGAGUAACAGUGAUGUUGUCAGCACUAUGGAAGGAUAUUUCAUGGUAUUUUAAAGAGAAAAGAUAAGAGAGGUUGAGAGACUGUGAGAAGCUGUAAUUAUCUGGUGUGAUCUAGAUAGUGGAUAAAAAAGAGCCUUUUGAUUCUUCAAAUGUUAUUUUUGUCCAGCUUCAGAGAAAUUGUUCAAAUACUUGUUUUAAUAUUCUUCCUGACAGCCUUGCUAUUCCUAGUGAAAGUGGUAUCAAACUGAUUCUGGACAUUCUAAUCUAGCAGGGAAACUGGAAAAGAAACUGUGCGCUUGGAGUAGUAUGAGACAUUCACCAUCCUCACAUCUGCAUCCAAUGGGCCUAAAGAAAAGUUUCUGCUAAAGAUCACUGUUUACAGCAGUGGUCAUCUCAGGAGGUAUUUUUCUGGCUUAAAGACUGAUCUUGCUUUACGGUUUCAUAUGGUAAUAGCUGUGGAUCUUUCUUUUUAUGUGAACUUGUGACACCUAGAGAAAGGACACACAAACAGAGGGAUUUGCCUGUCCUUCCUGGCAGUGCUGGUGAUUCUUUGUCUGUGAACAUGUGUUCCUCAAUCUGGACAGCUUUCCCACUACUAAAGCAAUUCUUACCAUUCUCUGUAAAGUAAUGUUCAGGAAUGGGGUCCUGCAUCCCUUCCCAAUCCUGCAUCCCUUGCCCACUGGUUGUCAAGCGUGUGUUUGUUCCUCUGCAAUCCCGUCUGUGCCACUGAUGCCUGUUGUUGUGGUUUCUCUUCAGACAAGAAGUCUCAAAAUCAGCUACAGUUUUCCUGUUUCAGUUGCUUCCUAGAUCACAGAUGGUAAAACAAUAAAUUAGAUUGGAAAAGAAAAUACAGAAGCCAAUGAGACCCACUGUAAUUGCCUCUGCCUGCUAUUUUUUGUGUCUUUUAUUCUUUGGCACUUUUGUGGUAAAAUACUGCCCAUAUCUGUGCUUGCAGAACACAAGGCAUAGAUGAAAGAACACUGGCCUAAAGAAGGUUACCAUGCAAGAUGUUUGAUCUGGAAUAAUUAUAACUCUGUUAUGUGCAACAGUUAAAAAACAGAGUUCAAUAUUUAUGCUUAGAGAGGGCUUGCUACUGCAGGGACUUGUCUGUUUAAUUAAUCUGUUUAAUUUAUGGUGUGGGGGUGAGAUCUUUAACUUGAAAAGAGUACAAAAGAUUGAAUUUAUCCUUUUUUCCUCUGCACCUUCCCUGUAACAGUUGAAACAGCAGACUCCCAGGAGGCAGCUGUAGUGGUAAAGCCCUAUAUAAGGAUUGACAUAGCAGGGAAAAAUAAACCAUAUGCAUGAGGAAAGCCAGUGAGUAGCCCCAUGUGUGCCAGCUCUCUGGUUUGUUCCUCACUCCAAGCCCUGGCUGCAGUGAGAUAUAGGCUAAGAGAAAGGCUUGACAAAAUAUUUGGCAUUUGCAUUCAGAGGCCCAUGGAAAACUCUGGCCUUAAAGAGACAGUAAGUUUGUUCAUAGUAGAGAACUAUGGAUAAAUCAUUCAUUUGCUGUGUGUUCCCUACUUGCUGCAGGACUCAGUAGCUGGUUUCCUCACAUUGCUGCUCGGGUCUGAGUCAGGUACCUUAUAGUCAGAUCUUAAUAUGGGCCCUGAAUGGGUGCUGAAGAGAUGUACCUGUGCAGGAGGAAAUAGAAAAGGAUUAAGGAAAAGCUGUAGAGUGUUUGUUCCCCACUCCCUCCCCACGCCCUGGGUAUCUCUAUAAAUCAGACAGAGACGGCAGAUGCUGAGUGAAGUGCUACUGAGGGGAAUUGAAACUUUAAUUUAUGCCUAUGAGAAGAUCUGGUUGGCCACUGGAGAGAUUUGCUUUUAAAUUCCUGCUCUGAUUGUUGAUGAGUUUGAAGUGAUGCUUUAAAAAAGGCUAUUUAUGGAAGAAGUAGCUUGGAAUAUUGAUCCCUAGAUUCAAAUUCACUUCAGGAAUUGCCCACAGUUAAGCAGUACAUAUGGUUAAGUUGCUUAUUUCGAAUGAAUGUUAGGAUAUUUUAAAGGAAAGUAUGAUGUGUUUCAGACCAUUUGGAAGAGCAUGGCAUCUAAUUUACAAGACUGUCUUGGCCAGCAGAAGCUUAUUUUUGCUGGGAAAGGGUUAAAGGAACAGUGCUAGCUCAAUGGGAAAGGUGAUCUCCUCUCUUAAGUUAGAAGAAAGACCCUGGUUCUCCUGAGGAUGACAGCUGAGUGUGUGGGCUGGAUGAGUUCAGGGAGAAAAAGAGUUUGGAGAUCAUGUUGCUCUUUAGAAUCUCUUUAAAAUAAAUUCAUACCAAAAUAGGAUUAAAUCCUCAGCUUUGCAGUUUGUAUAGUUACAUGUCCAAAUUCUGUUGCCUCCAACUCUGAGGCUGCACUUACUGUGUUUUAGAUGUGUUUCUUUGUGUAAAUUUUGCCUAAAAUCUCUGUCCACUGAUUUUCUAUGCUUGGAGGUAGAAAGGGCAGACACUUAUAUCUGCAUCAGUCCUGCUCUGUUGCAGUUCAACUGCAAAGCCUUGGAGAUGAGGUAGAAGAAACUUACCUCAAGAAACAUGGUAAGUUAUUCUGGAAAGAACCUGUCCCUGGAAGUUUUUAAGUUGAUCCUUGCUGGGAGUACUCAACUCUUGUGAUGGAGGGUGUGUUCUGAUGGUAUUUGUUACCUAAGAACAGGAAAAAGGGAUUUUUCUCAGAUGAGUUGUCUCAGGGAAAUAAGAUGAAUAAACACAAGGGAGCCUAUAGUUUUUACAAGAGUGAAAGGUUAAGCUAAAGUUAAUGGAGGGGGCUAGAUUUAAGCUACACAGAUUUCUGACUGUCUCUACAGAAUAGCUGUGUCUUAAGCUUGCAUGCUUUAUUUUUUCCACAGUAGCCACCUAGCCCAGGUUAGCAGUUACUCUGGUUGAGAGCAUUCCCUCGUGCACCUACAGGGAAUACAAGAUGCGUAUGCCUGCACAGCAGUGCCCUGAGGAGCUGUGGGAGCACAGAGCUCACUGUAGGCUGAUUUACCCAUUCACUCAGUAUCUCUACAGUGUGCUUCUGUGACAGCAGUCUAGACAUACCCAUGUUGGUAUAAGUCACCUUUAUGUAAGUCAGACUACACACACUAGGGCUUUUACUGCAAAUAAACUGUCUCUCUGUUUAAAGAUCAUAUCCUUAACCAACAGAGUCAUAUCAUGCACACUGUUAAAAUUCUUAGACCACACCUACGAAAUAUUGUGCAGAGCAUUCACUGAAAGCAUGCUUUCUUGUUUUGUUUAAUUUGAAAACUCAUUAGGCAACACAAUUAUUACUGGUUUAUUAAAGAACUUAGAAGGUGGCACUUUAAAGUAAGACUGACAAGUGAGAAUUCAUGUUGUAGAACUGCUUCAUGGCCAGUUCCAGUUUCCAUAGUAACAGUUAUGGCAGUAAAAGGUAGGUAAGGAAAAUGGAAUUUUUAAAAGCAGUUGGCAUUUCUACGUUAUCUCAAAAAAAUAAGUUUCUGUAGAAAUGCAGCACCUGAGAACAAAAAUUACCUAAGAAUCUCAGUAUUCUAGGAAAAUGCACGGUGAUUGCUUUUCUGGUGAGGAAACAAAGAAACAGCUUUACCUUUAGUCCCUGCCCUCUGCUUAUGUGAGAGAAGAGAUGAGGUUGCUUCAUACCUCAGUUUCCCCCUUCUGUAAAUUGUGAAUAAUACAACUCCCUGUGUAGGUCAUAAGCCUCAAUUUUUUUUUUUUUAGUCCAAGUCAUUAAAAGCUCUAUGGGAGCUAUUAGAGAAAAACUAUAUGGCUGUGGGGGAGAGAGUGAAUGGAUAGAUGUUGGAGUGGGACUUAGGAAAAGUUGUUCUUCUAUUAGUACUAAUAGCUUUGUAUUUUUGUGCCUCUUUUUCCAUGCAUAUUGCUUUGCUUGUCUUGUCAUCUUUCUCUCCAAGGCCUAUGAGGCAAUGAUGAUCUCUCUGUUUUUAUUUGUAUCAUAUUUUUUCUGGAAUCCUGUUUCCUCUUAUGGCUUCUUAGAUGACUUCAUGAAAAUAGAAAUCCAGAUAAAUUAGUUCUGAGUAUUCUUGUUCUGAAAUUGUUGGAUUGUAAAUUUGGACCCAUGAGGACAUGCAUUUUACACAACCUGCUUGGGAAAUGAAGAUUUACUUUCAAAAUAAGAAAUGAUCAAGUUAAAUAUUGG